Sparassis crispa is the source of this 2739-nucleotide messenger RNA. RefSeq lists its product as hypothetical. The record is from RefSeq and is a predicted model, not a curated record. Lineage: Eukaryota; Fungi; Basidiomycota; Agaricomycetes; Polyporales; Sparassidaceae. The transcript is spliced from 6 exons. The coding region runs from base 1 to 2739 and encodes 912 amino acids.
AUGGACUGCUUCGACGCACCAGAUUCCUCACUCUCGAAGAAUGCGGGUACGAGCACGAGCACACAGCCCCAACGCGACCCCCAAUUCUACACCGAACCAAGCCCGGAGCAAGGGGACGAACAUAUCACGUUCCUCGUCGAGGGCGUGCUUUUCCGUGUAGCGCGUUGGGCCUUCGAGGACGACUCGGAGGUCUUCCGUGAUAUGUAUGCGCUCCCACUUGCACCGGGCGCUACACCGGAUGGGGCGAGCGACGCGCGACCUUUAAGGCUCGACGGUGUUGCAAAGAACGAGUUCCGGCUGCUCCUGUGUGUAAUGUAUUCAAGGUAUGUCCUUUAUCCUUAUCUUCGAAUCACCAACAAACCAGAUACUCACAAACCAUGGAGCACCCCCGACGGCCCCGACCUCACUCCCGACGAAUGGAUCUCUGUACUCAAGCUCGCAGACAUGUGGCACCUAGCGCACGCGCGCGACAUCGCAAUCGCGCACCUCACGCGUACGCUGAGCACGCAAGACCCCGUACAGCAGCUCGCACUUGCACAGCGGCACGGCAUCGACGCGUGGCUCCUGCCCGCGCUCAAUGCACUCGCGCGACGGCCUUCACCGCUCUGCGCCCGCGACGCGGCCGUCAUCGGGUGGGAAUGUGCACUGAAGCUUGCAGCGGUGCGCGAGAUCUUCCCGGGCGAAUUCGCUCUUCACUUCCUUCCGGCAAACUUGGUCCUCGACUAUGGGCCACCGUCAUUCGAGGACGCAUUUUCAACUAUGCCUAGUAAUGAUAUAUCCACAACUAGUUUCUUUGGCUCAAUGGCAAGGUGCAUCGUCGAUUUCCAACUUUGUCCCGGGUACGCCUUAGAACUCAUUCGAAAUAGCCCACACGACGCCAACCUCAGCGGCUUCCGCGCAGCCUUACUGCAUAAAGACGACGUCGCCAGAAGGGAUGUGAACCUCUAUUGGGCGCUACAACGAUUGUCGUUCGUACGCAGGCCACAUUGUACCGAAGACGACCCAUUUGAAGAUAUAGACAACGAGGGGAAAGUCCGAACUUCAAGCAGCGCUGGCUCAAGGGCGGACACGGCGCGGAGAGCUGCCAUUCUCAAGCAGCUUACAGCCGAAGUGGCCACAGUUUUAUUGCGUCAGCACCGCUGUUUUGUGUUCACCGUGCUUAUACUUGGUGACCACGCACGCUUCAUCCGGUGGGACCGCGCGGGUGCAGUAGUCACCGAGAAGUUCAACUACAAGUGCACUCCGUACCUUGCCAGGUUCCUCCGAAUGUUUGCUCAAAUGUCUCCAGAGCAACAGGGUGCCGACCCCACCGCCGUGCUUGUAGAGAAUGGCUCGCAAGAUUUCCGCUUGAUGAUGGAUGCCCCGAAUAACUCUACGCCUGGGAACUUGUAUGCGCGCGACAUGUUCUACAAGUCGCUGGAGCCCGGUUGGGCGUGGUGGAAACUAAGCGUUCCAUCUAUGGAAGGAGAAAAUAAUGUCCAAGAGUCCCGCGAAUUUUUGGUGGGCAAGCCGCAUUUCCUAUCGGAUGACCUACAAGGCCGUGCGACACGCGGAUACGUCGCACUUGACUGCUCAAAAAAACACUUUGUGUUCCUCAAGGACGCUUGGCGGGUCUCUGGUGCAGGGAUGCAGAAGGAGGGCGAUGCCCUCAGGACCCUUCAGAAGGCAGGUGUCACACACGUCCCGACCCUUGUCUGUCAUGGAGACAUCGGAGGCCAGAUAUCGUCCACGCAAAAGCACGUCGCUCCCGGUCAGCCAAAUGACACCUAUGUUCACUACCGCCUGGUAGUGGAGCAGGUGUGUCGUCCGAUCCAUGGGCAUCGUAGCGGCUUGGAGUUAGUGAGAAUUAUCGCUGACUGCGUCGAUGCUCAUCAACAAGCCGUAGAGAAGGCUGGAUUGAUGCACUGCGACGUCAGUGUAGAUAACAUUCUCAUGGUGGAAAGGCCCAUGCGCGGAGGUAUGACUGAGCGGCGGGGAAUUUUGUGCGAUUGGGAGCUCUCGAAGCCUGUUCGCGAUGGGCCCAAUGGAGAGAAAGAGGCUGUGAGAGUGCCGGGUAUUUCGGGAACAUGGGCGUAUAUGUCCGUGCAUGCGCUGGACCAUCCGGAAGACCCAAUUACUGUUGCGGAUGAACUUGAAGCAUUCUAUUACGUGCUCUUUAUGAGUGCCAUCUACUGUAUGAAGAACAACAUCUCCGACGUCGAAAACUUUGUGUAUCAAUACUUCGAUUCGUGUGGUGCGAACGGCCGUUGUGGAUCAAUGAAGCGCCAGGCCAUGCUCGACGGGCGAUUCAUGUAUAAAGGCACGCGUAUCAAGUUUACUGACGAAGAAGGGGUGUUGCAACACCCACUCAAUGAUCUGCUCCCACUCCUUUCUCUCUGGUUCAGUUUGCGCUAUGGUUUCGAGCAGUAUGAGAACGACACGAGAGGGACAGAAAGCCGCACGAGAGUCGACAAGGACGGGCGUGUGCUUGACCAUCAAUUUGCGGAGAGGAUCGAGUGGUGCAUGGAUCAAGUUACGCAGCUGAAGACGCACGAUGCGGUGCGUCGACUAUUGGAGGAAUUUCUAGAUGCGGUCGUGCAGCCGGGGGACGACAAGAGAUCUAUUCCAGGUUUCGUGAUUCGCAAGGAAAUAGAUUCCCCACAAGAGCGAUUCCUACCUGCCGCAAGUCGGAAACGUCCAUUAGAAGAGGAGUCAGAAGACCUGCCCUCGUCAAAGGGCGCCAAACGUCGCCGUGCUUGA